Molecule: messenger RNA, 2019 nt
Organism: Baudoinia panamericana UAMH 10762
Lineage: Eukaryota; Fungi; Ascomycota; Dothideomycetes; Mycosphaerellales; Teratosphaeriaceae
Exons: 2
Coding region: 1-2019 (672 amino acids)
Biological process (GO): regulation of DNA-templated transcription; DNA-templated transcription
Cellular component (GO): nucleus
Molecular function (GO): DNA binding; DNA-binding transcription factor activity, RNA polymerase II-specific; zinc ion binding
Source: RefSeq, a predicted model, not a curated record
AUGAGCGAAAACGCACAGCUCUGCGCGAACGAGCCUCAAAAGAAGUAUCUCGGCGUGAAAGACAUCCCGAAUGAGGGCACUUUCCAUGUGUACGAGGGUGGGCACCGCAUUCCAACGCAUGUUGAUGGCGAGCAAGUAAACCCUCAAUGGGGGCUCACCAAGGCCAACAAGCCUCGCAAGCGGUUGGCGCUAGCUUGCCUAGACUGUCGUGAGAAGAAGAUCAAAUGCGAGCCAGGCAUAAACAGCUGCCUCCAAUGCGAGAAGGCCAAACGCACGUGUCGAAAUGAACCGAACGGGGAGCACAACAUAACCAAGCGAAGGUCAAGGGAGGAUCCGUCACCGCCCAAUGUACCAAGCAAGAAGCAUCGCUCAGCGUCUCCUAGCCUGGAACCGGAGCCUGCAUCGGCUGGCGUUGCAAAGGUCGCUGACGUCGCGGCUUUAGGUCCCACAGUCUUUGUACCCGACAAAGUCCUAGCGUGGGAAGAAGAUCCGUUCGCCGUUGACAGAGAGGUCAGCCGUCAUCUUAUAGAUUCAUACUUCAACCAUGUCAAUAGUGGCGCAUAUUGCUUGUUUCCGCGUAAGCGGUUCAUGGACUGGCUGACACAUGCCACGGACAAGUGUCAACGGGAACGCACAAUGCUUUACGCCAUGCUAGCAAUGGGCUCGGUGUUUACAGACGAUCGCUUCUCCGGCUACGGCAAACGAUGCGCACAAGUCGCGAAAGAUGCAAUCCUAGCGACAAUCAGCACGUCAGAUCUUCCCGUGAUUCAAGCACGGCUGGUCAUGGCGCUCUAUUAUACCGGAAAAGGUGCCAGCGGCCUUGCUCGGGACUUUGCAGGUCUAGCAAUCCGUGCCUGUAGUGGCAGUGGCCAGUCGCUGUUCACGGAACCGGCUCCGGAUGCAAUGGAACGUCUACGCGCUCGUGGACGUAUCGAAUUCUGGCUUACACCGGAACAGCUCGUCGAGUGCGGACGUCGCACAUUCUGGUCUUGCUUCUUGCUCGAUCGCUAUGAAUGUGGCACGCUUUGCGCGAUCGAUCUCCGGGAUAUCUUUCUUCGUCUGCCCUGUGCCGAUGACUGCUAUGAGCGUGGAUCGGUCUCUGAUGCUCCAUACUACAACAACGGCAUUGUGGAGCCUCUCCGAACGAUACUGACCCCGUCAAGUGCGGUGUGUCCCAUGGCGUGGCUAUGCCUCCUUUCAGCGAUCUGGGGCGACGUUCUCACAUUCUCUAGCCGGAUGAUUCACCGUUCCAACGAUUCCUUCAGAGAAGCGUACGAAGCGUUUUACGCGGAAACGCAGAAUAGGUUGCAGGGAUGGUCAUCGCGGCUUCCGGAAUAUCUGCACUACAGCGAAGAGAAUAUCAGACGUAGCAUGUUGGGCGGAUACGGCAUCGUGUUCGUCUCGACGCAUACCCUCUACCACUGCAUCCUAAUGAGACUAAACCGCUACGUCCGAUACAAGGUGGUGGCUCCCGAAACCGUGAAGCGGAAUAUAAGGGACGCACAUCAUCACGCUCACAAAUUAUUGACAAUGCUAGGCGCUGAGAAAGCAGCUUUUGCCGAGCUGUCAUCUUCUAUCCCGGCGCCUGCUGAACGUUGCGACCCGUUGCUCUCGACACCGUUUGCAGGAUAUGCCGCAAUACUUGCCAUUGACAUUGUUGGAGCUGGAGGUCUGGAAACCGGCCUACGCGCCACUUUGGAUGCCACGAACAAUGCGCUGGAUUGCUUCCAGACGAUUUCACGAUGUUGGAACAGCGCCAGGAAUCAGCUGAUCGAUGCUCAAACCCGUCAUCUACAAAUUCGCAAUGUCCUGCAACGGCCCAACAAGACGCGGAGCGGUGCUUGGCUUGGAUCUCAAUGGGGCAUAAAAGAUCCUCUGGUGGAGUUUGAGCGACAUCACGACUGCAUAUACCCUUACGAUGAGCAUUCCCGGGAAGAUGGUUACAGUCCGAUGUACUUCGACGCGCUUAGAGAAGGUGGACACAGAAGCUCACCUUCUGGCAGUGUGCGGGUAGCGUAA